Molecule: messenger RNA, 624 nt
Organism: Psylliodes chrysocephalus
Lineage: Eukaryota; Metazoa; Arthropoda; Insecta; Coleoptera; Chrysomelidae
Source: the annotation of a GenBank genome assembly
AUGGUAAUAGAACAGUCAAUGGUGAAAGCUAUGAAGACGGAUGGAGGUAUUGCUCGAGGGAGAAGUACAAAAGAGAGUGUCAUAAGUAAAUGGGUUUAUAGUAUGCAUGCAAUGAAUACAGUUUGUGAAAGAUUAGAAGACCUCGCUAAUGUAAGAAUGGAUACGACCGAACAGCAUGUUGAUGCAAGUGAUUUACGAGUAAAAAAAGAUACAAAAGAUAUACGGAAACUUCUUGAGCGGUUCUCCACGCAUGAUCCUUUUCCAGAGGUUGACAAAAUUAUAUAUAUUUCAAGUGGUGUUGUUGGUGAAAUUAACUGUUAUAAAGCUCGUGUAGUUGGGCUUAACUCUAUGACAAAACUAACAGGACUAACAUUUAAUAAUAUUAAAUUAAAACGCGCUGACAAAGUAGUUCCUCUUUUAGCUAUGAGUAGCAUCAUUAAAGUUCACGAUGAAAAAGUACCAAUUGACCCUGUAUUAUUGUUCCAACGAAUGAGUAUUACUGCGGCAUUUCAAGAUGAAAUUGAAAAAUAUUUUAAAUAUGAAUUGGCUCCCUACCCAUUAUCAUUGUUUGAUGAAAUUGGAAUACGCAAAACACAAAAGUCUGCCAUUUACGAUUGUUUCUAA